Messenger RNA from Armigeres subalbatus, 3329 nucleotides. Its product is annotated as regulator of telomere elongation helicase 1 homolog. Gene Ontology annotation, cellular component: nucleus. Gene Ontology annotation, biological process: negative regulation of DNA recombination; telomeric loop disassembly; DNA recombination. Gene Ontology annotation, molecular function: DNA binding; DNA helicase activity; DNA polymerase binding. NCBI's taxonomy places the organism in Eukaryota, Metazoa, Arthropoda, Insecta, Diptera, Culicidae. The record is from RefSeq and is a predicted model, not a curated record.
UCUUUAUUAUUCAUUGUUGCGCGCCUUUCGCGUCGUGUGAAAACUUUGUAAUUUUCAUGGUUUUUCCUGUUUUUCCGCGCGUAGCAUAAAGCACCGGUUCCGCGGAGUGUGUAUUAAACGCCGCAAUGCCGGAAUAUCAAAUUAAUGGUAUUACGGUUAACUUUCCGUUCGAACCGUACCAGGUUCAGCGAGAUUACAUGGACCGGGUGAUCGAAUGCCUGCAAAACGGAACCAACGGCGUACUAGAAUCACCGACCGGCACGGGAAAAACGCUCAGUCUUCUGUGCUCCUCACUGGCCUGGGUUUUGCACAAGAAGGCCCAAGUGCAGGCCAAUAUGCGCACAAACAUUACCGAUAUGAAGGAGUUCGAAUUGGUAAAGCGAAAGAAGAUUGGCGAUGUGGGUGGUGGUGGAUCGGAAAUGGAACAACUGCUGGACAAGCUGAAUGAAGGAAGUGGCUCCGAGGGGGCGAAAUGGGGUGUACCGAAGAUAGUGUACGCAUCGCGAACGCAUUCACAACUGACACAGGUAAUGCAGGAGAUGAAAAAUACGAGCUACAGUUUCAUGAAAGGAGUAAUUUUAGGAUCGCGUGAUCAGCUCUGUAUUCAUCCGGAAGUUUCCAAAGAGGAGACUAAUUCGUCAAACAUAUGUAAGGUCAAGAUUCAAACGCGGACGUGUUCGUUCUACAGUCGAGUAGAAAGCUGCAAGGAGCGACCGGAGGUGGUGGAAAAUGCCAUCAUGGAUAUCGCGGAUUUGGUGCGGGUUGGAACGAAGGUGCGAGCAUGUCCCUUCUUCCUAUCCAAGGAGAUGAUCGAGAGCGUGGAUAUCCUCUUCAUGCCGUAUAAUUAUUUGCUAGACCCGAUGGUGCGCAAGGCGAACAAUUUGGAGCUAUCGAACACGAUCAUCAACAUGGACGAGGCUCACAAUGUGGAGAAGAUGUGCGAAGAAUCGGCGUCGAUGCAAAUUCGAUCGACGGACAUAGCGCUGUGCAUCGAUGAUAUUACGUCGAUUAUGAAGGUGAUGGACCACUCGGUGGCUAUUCCAGAUGAUGACGAAACGAAGAAAGAUUUCACCAUCGAUGAUUUGGCCCUACUGAAAGAAAUGAUUCUGCAAUUGGAAAAAACGGUGGACGAGAUUCCGAUUAUGUUUUCUCAGGGUGGGAGCACGUUCACGGGCACUUAUAUUUUCGAAAUAUUCGACAAGGCCAACAUCAAAGAAGGUAAUUAUCAUGUCGUUGCUCAACUGCUGGAGAAUAUUAUCCAGUAUAUUGCUACCAUAACGGAGAAGAAUAACUUUGUGCGGCGUGGCGGUGGAUUGCAGAUUCUGGCGGAAGCGCUUUCAAUCUGUUUCGCCGGUAGUGGUCCGCAGUACCGGGAAUUGAUCGACAGAUGCUACAAGGUGCACAUUGAGUUUGAAGAGCAGAAAAAGAUCAAAGGCAAUGUAAAGCAGGCGGAUGGAUGGACUGCAACCAAGCAGUUGGUUCCAUCGGUAAAAGCCAAUGCGAAGGUUAUCAGCUUUUGGUGCUUCAAUCCAGGAUUCGGAAUGAGGCAGUUACUUGGAAGGAACGCUAGGAGUAUCAUUCUGACCAGCGGUACUUUGGCUCCCCUGAAACCGUUGAUUAGUGAGUUGGACAUUCCUAUUGCGGUAAGGUUGGAGAAUCCACACAUUAUUGAUGGCAGUCAGGUAUGCGUCAAGAUUGUGGGACAAGGGCCGGAUAAGGAAAGUUUAAAUUCUAGUUACGGCAAUCGGGAUAACCCGAAAUACAUUUCAAGUUUAGGUCGAACGAUACUGUCUUUUUGUCCAAUCAUACCAGGAGGAUUGCUAGUUUUCUUUCCUUCGUAUCCAUUAUUGAACAAGUGUCAAGAGUCAUGGCAAGAGACAGGAAUUUGGGCCCAAAUCAGUCGAACGAAACCCAUCUUUGUCGAACCUCGGGGGAAGGCACAAUUUCUGAAUACGAUGACUGAGUACUACCAGCGAAUAAACGAUCCCGACGGAAAAGGUGCGGUUUUCAUGGCCGUUUGCCGAGGAAAAGUAUCCGAAGGGUUGGAUUUCGCGGACAUGAACGGUCGGGCAGUAAUCAUCACCGGUUUGCAAUUUCCCUCGGAUGCCCGAGUAAUAUUGAAAAGAAUGUAUCUCCAAGUCCGAACCAAGGAAAACGAAAUCAUAUCCGGCCAUGAAUGGUAAUCUCUUGAAGCAGCGCGAGCAGUAAACCAAGCCAUUGGUCGAGUAAUUCGGCACAAAAACGACUACGGUGCCAUUUUACUGUGCGACAAUCGCUUUAACAACCAUCGUCAAAAGUCACAACUUUCGUCAUGGAUUCAGCGACACUUGAACUCGAGUCAAAGCCAGAAUAUGAACUUUGGGCCGAUCAUUGGUGAAUUGUCUCGAUUUUUUCGCAACGCCGAAAGAACACUUCCCCAAGCAAAGCUCUCCCGCAACAUAGUGCCGUUAAUACAAGAACCAAUCCCACUUUCAGAAAGCACCAUUCCUGGCGCCCUAAUGGUCAAUAGGGAUACCAAACAAAAACUCGAUGAUAUACGGAAUAAUUUCGUCCGGAUCGAAAAUUCGAACCAAGUAGGAACGAGCUUUAAAAUUUCCGACUAUGCACAGAAGCAUGGACAAAAUCAUGACUCCAAAAGGCCCCAAAACUUCCUUAGUCGGUUGAACACGCAAGUCAGUACAAUCGAUUUCAACGACAUGUCAACGUACUCCACGCCAAGUUCCUCGCAAAGUUCACUGGUCACUAUCCACAAGCGGGAGCGAUCUUCCGAUGGUUCAUCGUUAUCGGCUACCGAAUUUAGCCAAUCAUCUUUCACCAGUCAAAAGAAGCGGAAAGUGGUUCUCAUUCCCCAGCAAAUUAAUAAUCUGAGUAGCGAUGACGACGAUAACGAGAAGAGUAAUACGAUCGGUGACGAUCCCUCUCGGCAGGCCCCCGAGGAUCGUAUCGAACUUAUCAAGGUGAUAAAAUCUUCCGUUCCAAUGAGCAAAUAUCAGGCAUUUCUUAAAACGCUAACCCUCUAUAAUAAGGAGCGGGAUUUUGAAUGCUUGAUGAAAGGAUUGUUGGUGGCAUUUGAUCGCCCGGAGUUAUAUUAUUUGCUGAGAGCCAUGAGACGAUUCGUCAAAGGUGAUCACGAAGCAAGAUUUGACUCCAAGAUCAUAGAGGUUUGUGGUCGAUGAUCUGUGUAUGGGAUAAGGAUUUGUUACGCUAUUGUUUGUGAUAUUGACCAGAUUGGAAGACUUACAGUUUAUUUGUCAUUUAAAUGAUGAAAAAGCUGCUGUGCUUUGCAGUAUAUAAAUAAAUAAUUGAUACUUUAAUGUUAAGUUUUUAAA